Molecule: messenger RNA, 1409 nt
Organism: Papaver somniferum (opium poppy)
Lineage: Eukaryota; Viridiplantae; Streptophyta; Magnoliopsida; Ranunculales; Papaveraceae
Product: putative ER lumen protein-retaining receptor C28H8.4
Exons: 6
Coding region: 189-1007 (272 amino acids)
Biological process (GO): protein retention in ER lumen
Cellular component (GO): membrane
Molecular function (GO): ER lumen protein retrieval receptor activity
Source: RefSeq, a predicted model, not a curated record
AAAUCUCUCUCAGAACUUCCACAUUACUUCACCAUUAAUAAGAUAAGAUGAAAUUAAUAUUUAAAUUCCUGUCUUGAGUUUUGACUCUGCAACUUCUAAAAACGUCUUAAAAAGUAGUAGUAUAAUUUUUGAUAUCUAAGUUAUCAAAACUUCUUCAUCUUGAUUCAGAUCAGAGAGACUGAGAGAGGAUGAGAGGAUCAAAGACACCAAUCCACGCGGUAGCAACAUGGGUACGAAGACAACCACCAAAAGUGAAAGCUUUUCUAGCUGUAAUUUCUGGUAUGGCAGCUUUGGUUUUCCUCCGAUUUAUAGUUCACGAUCAUGAUAACUUGUUCGUUGCUGCUGAAGCUGUUCAUUCUCUUGGUAUCUGUGUUCUUAUCUAUAAGCUCAUGAAGGAAAAGACAUGCGCUGGACUUUCACUCAAGUCUCAGGAACUAACAGCAAUGUUUUUAGCUGUCAGACUUUACUGCAGUUUUGUUAUGGAAUAUGAUAUACAUACGCUGCUGGAUUCAGCUACAUUAGUAGCAACCUUGUGGGUUAUUUAUAUGAUUCGUUUUAAGUUGAGACCGAGUUACAUGGAGGAUAAAGACAACUUCCCAAUAUAUUAUGUUGCGGCCCCAUGCGCGGUGUUUGCUGUUUUUGUACAUCCAUCCACAUCGCACCAUAUGGUAAACCGAAUAUGCUGGGCAUUCUGUGUGUACCUGGAAGCUGUUUCGGUGUUGCCCCAGUUGCGUGUGAUGCAGAACACAAAGAUUGUUGAACCAUUUACGGCUCAUUAUGUAUUUGCGCUGGGUGUUGCGAGGUUCUUGAGCUGUGCCCAUUGGGUCCUCCAGGUUUUAGACACACAUGGACGGUUACUAACAGCAUUGGGUUAUGGAUUGUGGCCAUCCAUGGUACUUCUCUCAGAGAUAGUCCAAACUUUCAUCCUUGCGGACUUCUGUUACUAUUACGUGAAAAGCGUUGUUGGUGGCCAGCUUGUUUUGCGUCUUCCAUCUGGAGUAGUAUAGAACACCUGAGAGGGAAGCUUACUUUGUGGAAAUUGUAUGUGCUGCGGUGGCAACCAAGUUAUAACUUCCAAGCGAUCUGUCAGAUUGUGGUUAUCUCUAAUUGCGCUCUAGGUGGUCAGUGAACCCACAUUUUCUGGCAUUGUUGACUUAAUAGAAUCUGGGUCUACAGUUGUAAAGUUGGAGAAAUUUUUGGUAAAUAUUUUUAGUUUUAAAAGGAUGAAUUCUAAUUCUAGGUUCUCUUUUCCUUGCUUUGUUACAUGAAACCCUUCUUUCACAGAUAAUUACCUAUCUAGCAGUUCCAUGGAUGUUCGUGGUGUAAGAAUUUUUGCUUUGCGUUAAAUCAUCAAUAAGGUAGUCAGAUGAAUUGCAACAUGCAUAAUCAUGGAGUAUAUCUUUAUUUCC